AUGAAGAAUGUGUUGUCAGCUCUCACUGGGAAGGACCACGGCAGUGCCGGCUUGGGGACAAAGAGGCUGCACAUAGCAGAACAUGGAGGAUGUGGACCUAGCUCCUCCUCCUCCUCCUCCGCGCACGCCUUGCGCUACUUCUUCACGGGGGUUUCGGAGCCGGGGCAGGGGCUGCCCGAGUUCAUCAUCGUGGGCUACCUGGACGACCAGCGCUUCGUGCAGUACGACAGCCACACCAGGCGGGACCUGCCCCAGACCCCCUGGAUCGAGGAGGCCGAGAAGGACGACCCCUACUACUGGGACUGGCAGACCCACCUCUCCCGCAACUGGGAGCUCUUCUUCCGCGUCAGCCUCUGGAGCCGCCACAACGACAGCCACGGGCUGCACACCUGGCAGUGGAUGCACGGAUGUGAACUCUCCAAGGAGGGGCGCAAAAGGGGCUACUCCCAGUUUGCCUACGAUGGGAAGGACUACCUCAGCCUGGACAAAGAGACCCUCACCUGGACGGCCACCGACAGCCGGGCCCAGGUGACCAAGCGGAGGUGGGACACGGACCGGGUCUGGACCGAAGGGCGCAGGAAUUUCGUGGAGGGGCGCUGCGUGGAAUGGCUGCAGAAGUACCUGGACUACGGGAAGGAGACCCUGCUGAGGAGAGAGCCUCCCGUGGUGCGGGUGGGGCGCCGGGUGGCCCACGACGGCCUGGAGCGCCUCGUCUGCCGGGCCUACGGCUUCUACCCCAGGGAGAUCGAUGCCGUCUGGAAGAAGGACGGGGAGGUCUGGUGGCAGGAUGCCUUCCACGGGGGAGUGGUCCCCAACGCGGACGGGACGUACCACACCUGGAUCAGCGUGACCAUCGAUCCCAAGGACCGGGCCCGCUAUCGGUGCCACGUGGAACACGACAGCCUGCCGGAGCCCGUGGAGCUGGCCUGGGAGGAAGCUGCCUCUGUGUGGCCGAUCGUGGGUGGCAUCGUGGGGGCUGCAGCUGUUGUUCUGCUGGCAGUCGGGAUCGUCUUCCUAAACCCUGAACGUCUGGGUCUGGGCGGCUGGAGAAGAAACGAGAGGAGGCCUACGCAGCAGCACCAGCCGGACUGCCUGUUGGAACCCCUGGAGGGCGUGGGGUGA
This is a messenger RNA of Gekko japonicus, 1122 nucleotides long. RefSeq names its product major histocompatibility complex class I-related gene protein-like. Gene Ontology annotation, cellular component: external side of plasma membrane. Lineage: Eukaryota; Metazoa; Chordata; Lepidosauria; Squamata; Gekkonidae. The transcript is spliced from 7 exons. The record is from RefSeq and is a predicted model, not a curated record. Bases 1 to 1122 code for a protein of 373 amino acids. Gene Ontology annotation, biological process: immune response.